AUGGAUGGUUUUCGUGUAGCUGGUGCGUUAGUAGUUGGUGCGUUAACCGCUGCAUAUUUAUAUUUUGGCGGAAGGUUUUCGAUAGCGCUGGUCAUUAUAGUAGGUUAUGGUAUUUAUUGCAAUGAAGCCAGCGGUGGUAGUCAAGAUAGUCAAGAGAAGCUCGAUUUGAACAAACAACAGAAAAAGCCAUGUUGCAGUGAUAAGAAGAUUGCGGAUGGAGGAAAAAAAACUGGCGGAUGUUGUUCUGAUAAGAAGAACGGUGGUGGUAAAGGUGGAGGAUGCUGUUCCUCAAAAGGUGGAAAGAAAGGGGGGUGUUGUUCAUCUAAAGGUGGAAAGAAAGGAGGAUGUUGUUCCUCUAAAAAGAAUAUUGGUGACAAUGAAAAUACUGCCACUGAAGUUGAGAAAGCCGUAAAUUACCCUGUUACUGUGGAUUUUACAGAAGUUUUUAGGAAGCCCACUAAGAAAAGGUCGAGUACCCCCAAGGUUUUUUCGAAAAAUAGCUCGUCUAACUCUAGAGUAGGUAAAAAAUUAAGUGUUUCAAAGAAGAUAGGUCCAGAUGGAUUGAUCAAGAGCGCGUUGACUAUUUCGAAUGAAACGCUUUUGAGUUCACAGAUCUAUGUGUUAUAUAGUUCCCUGCAAGGUGCAGCUUCGAAAGCUGCAAAGAGCGUUUACGACAAACUAAAGGAAUUGGAUGAAUUGACUAAUGAGCCAAAACUUUUGAACCUUGACGAUCUAUCCGAUUUCGAUGACUAUUUUAUAAAUGUUCCCGUUGAAAAUGCAUUGUAUGUGCUUGUUUUACCGUCUUAUGAUAUCGAUUGCCCUCUAGAUUAUUUCUUACAAACUCUUGAAGAGAAUGCGAAUGAUUUUAGAGUAGAUAGUUUCCCAUUACGAAAAUUGGUUGGCUACACAGUUUUGGGGCUUGGUGAUUCAGAAUCAUGGCCUGAAAAGUUUUGUUAUCAAGCCAAAAGGGCCGAUCACUGGAUUUCUCGUUUAGGUGGCAGGAGAAUUUUCCCCUUAGGCAAAGUUUGUAUGAAAACAGGAGGUAGUGCCAAAAUCGAUGAGUGGACAUCAUUGUUAGCAGAGACUUUGAAAGAUGAUGAACCAAUUAUUUAUGAGUAUGAUGAAAACGCAGACUCUGAGGAAGAUGAAGAAGAAGGUAAUGGUAGUGAUGAAUUAGGCGAUGUAGAAGAUAUUGGUGGUAAGGGUAGUAAUGGAAAGUUUUCAGGCGCAGAUGAAAUCAAACAAAUGGUGGCGAAAGACAGUCCAACGUACAAGAACUUGACAAAGCAAGGUUACAAAGUUAUUGGUUCCCAUUCAGGCGUUAAGAUCUGCCGAUGGACUAAGAAUGAACUACGUGGUAAAGGGUCUUGUUAUAAAAAAUCGCUCUUCAAUAUCGCGUCCAGUAGAUGCAUGGAAUUGACUCCUUCUUUGGCAUGUUCAUCCAAAUGCGUUUUCUGUUGGAGGCAUGGUACAAAUCCCGUGUCAAAAAACUGGAGAUGGGAAGUAGAUGAACCAGAAUACAUUCUAGAAAAUGCUCUGAAGGGACACUAUUCCAUGAUCAAACAGAUGAGAGGUGUGCCCGGUGUUAUUGCAGAAAGAUUUGCGAAAGCGUUUGAAGUUCGUCAUUGUGCCUUGUCUCUUGUCGGCGAGCCUAUUCUUUAUCCUCAUAUCAAUAAAUUUAUCCAAUUAUUACACCAAAAGGGCAUAACUAGUUUCCUUGUGUGCAAUGCCCAACAUCCAGAGGCCUUGAGAAAUAUUGUUAAAGUAACACAAUUAUAUGUUUCUAUUGACGCACCCACCAAGACAGAGCUGAAAAAAGUGGAUAGACCUUUGUACAAAGAUUUCUGGGAGAGAAUGGUAGAAUGCUUAGAGAUUUUGAAAACUGUACAAAACCAUCAAAGGACAGUUUUCAGGUUAACUUUAGUGAAAGGUUUCAAUAUGGGUGAUGUCAGUGCAUAUGCAGAUCUGGUCCAACGUGGUUUACCAGGUUUCAUUGAAGUUAAAGGCGCCACGUUUAGUGGCUCAUCUGAUGGGAAUGGUAAUCCUUUGACAAUGCAGAAUAUUCCAUUUUACGAGGAAUGUGUAAAAUUUGUGAAGGCGUUUACCACGGAAUUACAAAGACGUGGAUUACAUUACGACUUGGCUGCCGAACAUGCGCAUUCCAACUGUUUAUUAAUUGCAGACACGAAAUUCAAAAUUAAUGGAGAAUGGCAUACACAUAUCGAUUUUGAUAAAUUUUUCGUAUUGCUAAACUCGGGCAAAGACUUCACGUACAUGGACUAUUUAGAAAAGACACCCGAAUGGGCAUUGUUUGGCAAUGGUGGGUUUGCACCAGGGAAUACAAGAGUGUACAGAAAAGAUAAGAAAAAGCAGAAUAAGGAAAAUCAAGAAACUACAACGAGAGAGACGCCUCUCCCUCCUAUUCCUGCUUAA
Saccharomyces cerevisiae S288C is the source of this 2433-nucleotide messenger RNA. RefSeq names its product putative tRNA 4-demethylwyosine synthase (gene TYW1). Gene Ontology annotation, cellular component: endoplasmic reticulum. Lineage: Eukaryota; Fungi; Ascomycota; Saccharomycetes; Saccharomycetales; Saccharomycetaceae. Gene Ontology annotation, molecular function: FMN binding; tRNA-4-demethylwyosine synthase activity; iron-sulfur cluster binding. The transcript has a single exon. The record is from RefSeq and is marked reviewed. Gene Ontology annotation, biological process: tRNA processing. Bases 1 to 2433 code for a protein of 810 amino acids.